UAAAUGCCGCCCAUUUUCUGAAAAUAUAUGUUUAUGAAAUGUAUUUGGGUGAUAUUCAUUAACGUGAUAGAAUGUAUUUCUUAAAAGAUCAUCACAAAGUCUGAAUUUAUAGUUUAAAUUAUGGAUAUAUUGAAUUAUAUAAGAAAUUUAUUUAGCUGGGCUGGUGUAGACGAACAACCACGAAAACGCAGAGCUGAUUUCGAAUAUGAUUCAACUUAUUUGCAUAAAUUUCGAAGAACUGAAGAAUUGAGAAGUCCAAGUCAAUUUCAUGAACGCAUUAUUCCUAUACAAAUGUCUGCUUCUCGUGAUAAAACGCGGUUUAGGCGAACCGAGAAACCUCGCCCACCAGCUCGUUGGGAUACAAAAGAAAAUUGUAUUGAAAUUUCUGACGAUGAAGAAGAUGUUAUUCGAAUUGACGAUGAUCAUAUAUCACCACAGUCCUUUUAUAAUAAGUCACGGAAUGAAAACCGUUUUCUUGAUCACGAUAGAAAUCAAAAAGAUGCGGCAUCCAUUGAAGAUGAUGAUGAUGAUGUCUUAUACGUAACCUGUAUAGAAUCAAAUGAAGCCAAAGCUAAAAGACUUGGAUUCAAAUUCUUUAAAUCGAAGGAUUGUAAUAAAAGUCCUAUAGUUAUAAAAUCAGAUUCCUUAUUACGACCUAAUUUUAAUAGAUAUAAAAUAGCUAAAAACACUUUACGAUCUAGAAAUGAAUCGUAUCGUUUAGAUGACAAACUGAAGUAUCAAGAAUUAUUGCGAAAAAUGUCAUCAUCAUGUUUUGGUAAUAUUACUAAAACUUCUUCCACACGUAAUUCUACCUUGUGGGAUAUACCGUUAUCGAAUAUUGACAGUCGUAAUCGAUCUAGAAAAUUAGUCGAUUCAGUGCUUACCAAAAGGGACACGCCAUUAAUCGAUUUAACCACUGGUAAUUUGGAAUCAAAACGAUUCGAUUCAACGGAAAACGAUUUAGAAUCAAGACGAUUAAGUACAUCUUUUAGCAAAUUCAAGGCAGAUAUAUCACAUAAUUCGUCAUUAUUUUCAAAACCCACAAUUGAAACAAAUAAUUUUGAGGUGUCUAAAAGCAUAAAGAAUAAUGGAGAUGCCCAAACAUCAUUAGAAAGUACGCCAAAGGAAUCAUCUCCGUUAACUGUUAAAGAUUCGUCUGAUUCAGAAAUUGAAUGUGUCGCAGCAGAACCUGCAUCCCCUUCUUCAAAUUAUUCAUUUUCCAAAUCUAACUCAUUGAAAUCUGCAGUAGAAACUUCACCGUUUUGUACCGAGAAAUGGAUAAGAGAGUUGAAAGAAAAACAUAAUUUAGCUAUAAAAGAGAAACAAAGUAGGAUAGAACAACAAAAACGUUUAAAAGAUAUUACUUCGGAACAUAACAAGAAGAUUUUUGGUGCAAAUUUAGAAGAGCGUAUUCGUCGUAGUUUGAUUAUAAGUGAUCCAAUCGAAAUUAUAGAAGAUACUUCUGAAGUGUCUUUCCCCGUAUUAACCUCUGAACAAGAAGAGCAAAUAAAUCGCGCCUUAGGUCCAGGGCCUGGCUCUCAAGUACUAGCUCAAAAAUUCAAUAUGAAUAUUACUCGUCGUGAUCUUCAAUCUUUAUCCGGAUUAAAUUGGCUUAAUGAUGAAGUUAUUAACUUCUACAUGAACUUGAUUAUGGAAAGAGGAAAGCAAGAAGGCAAAUUAAAAGUAUACGCUACAAACACAUUCUUUUACCCAAAAUUAAUGCAAGGAGGUCAUCAAUCUUUAAGAAGAUGGACCAAAAAAGUCGAUGUAUUCGCCCACGAUAUUAUGUUAAUUCCUGUGCAUUUAGAUGUUCAUUGGUGUAUGACCAUAAUAGAUUUUCGUGAUAAAACAAUUAGAUACCUAGAUUCAAUGGGUGGACAUAAUCAUCGAGCAGUUGAGGCGUUCUUAACUUAUUUAGUAGAGGAACGCUGGGACAAAAAAAAGGAAAAAUUUGAUACGACUGGGUGGAAAAUGCCAGAAGCUAAAAACAACAUACCACAGCAAAUGAAUGGAAGCGAUUGUGGAAUGUUUUCCUGUACUUUCGCUGAAUUUUAUGCAAGAGAUGCUAAGUUUAAUUUUUCCCAAGAAAAUAUGCCAUAUUUACGACGAAAAAUGGUUUAUGAAAUUAUUUCUGGAAAAUUAUUAAUGAAUUAGUCUCAUUAUGGAUUGAAUUGUGGUGACGACUAUUGUUUCUUUUCGAAAAGAAAAACAAAACUGUUAUUUUGUGUACUAGUGUCGGAAAUUAUUUCACAGCUAUAAAAUAAGUGAUUUUAAAAGUCAGUUUUCUACCUUCAAUGGAUUUAUUUUUAUAAUAUUGAUUUUCGCAAAAUGUGUACAUACAUAUACAGAGUGUAAUUGAAGUUAGGAAAGAUAUUUUACUACAUGGAAAAUGACACUGUCCAAACAGGAAAAUAAAGUGUGAGUGAUUUUAGUUGUAUUGGACAGAGUAUAUUUUAAAAUAAAUUGAUUCAUUGCUUUCAACGGUAAUAAGCUUUGCCAAACCUGACAGUCAGAGGUGUCAAGUGUACUACCAUUAUAAUUUAUAAAUAUAAUUAUUUAAAUUA
This is a messenger RNA of Chrysoperla carnea, 2564 nucleotides long. RefSeq names its product sentrin-specific protease 1-like. The coding region runs from base 121 to 2154 and encodes 677 amino acids. Gene Ontology annotation, cellular component: nucleus. The transcript has 4 exons. Lineage: Eukaryota; Metazoa; Arthropoda; Insecta; Neuroptera; Chrysopidae. Gene Ontology annotation, molecular function: deSUMOylase activity. Gene Ontology annotation, biological process: protein desumoylation. The record is from RefSeq and is a predicted model, not a curated record.